Messenger RNA from Ceratotherium simum simum (southern white rhinoceros), 2291 nucleotides. RefSeq names its product protein phosphatase with EF-hand domain 2 (gene PPEF2). NCBI's taxonomy places the organism in Eukaryota, Metazoa, Chordata, Mammalia, Perissodactyla, Rhinocerotidae. Gene Ontology annotation, molecular function: iron ion binding; calcium ion binding; manganese ion binding. Gene Ontology annotation, biological process: detection of stimulus involved in sensory perception; negative regulation of MAPK cascade. The record is from RefSeq and is a predicted model, not a curated record.
AUGGGAAGUGGUACCUCAACCCAACAUCAUUUUGCUUUCCAGAAUGCAGAGAAAGCCUUCAAGGCAGCGGCCCUGAUCCAGAGAUGGUACCGGCGCUACAUGGCACGCCUGGAGAUGAGGCGGCGGUGCACCUGGAGCAUAUUCCAGUCUGUAGAGUAUGCUGGGCAGCAAGACCAGGUCAAGCUCCAUGAUUUCUUCAGCUACCUUAUAGAUCACUUCACUCCCAGCAGUCACAAUGAGAGGGACUUCCUGAAGCGCAUGUUCGCUGAGGAGAGAUCCCUCCAGGACUCUGAGCUGGAGAGAUGCAGUGACUAUGAAUCCAUACAGGUACCAGACAGUUACACAGGGCCACGCCUCUCCUUCCCACUCCUUCCUGAGCACGCAACUGCCCUGGUGGAAGCCUUCAGACUGAAACAACAGCUCCAUGCUCGCUAUGUCCUGAAUCUUUUGCAUGAAACCAGGAAACAUCUGGUGCAACUGCCCAACAUCAACCGGGUCUCCACCUGUUACAGCGAGGAGAUCACAGUGUGUGGAGAUUUACACGGCCAGUUGGAUGACUUAAUAUUUAUAUUUUAUAAGAAUGGCCUCCCGUCACCAGAGCGGGCCUAUGUGUUCAACGGCGACUUUGUGGAUCGAGGCGAGGAUUCACUAGAGAUCCUGAUGGUUCUUUUUGCCUUCAUGUUGGUUUACCCAAAAGAGUUCCAUCUUAACCGAGGCAACCAUGAGGACCAUAUGGUGAACUUACGUUAUGGCUUCACCAAGGAAGUGAUGCAUAAAUAUAAGACACAUGGCAAGAAAAUACUGAAAAUACUGCAAGAUGUUUUCUGCUGGCUUCCGCUGGCAACUCUGAUUGAUGAAAAAGUUCUGAUUCUUCACGGUGGAGUGUCAGACAAGACUGACCUGGAACUUGUGGCUAAACUAGACAGGCACAAGAUUGUUUCCGCCAUGAGGUGCAAAAUGAGAAAGGAGCAUGAGAAGCAGGUGGAGAACGGAAAAGCCAACCAGACGGGCUCUGCAGGGAGACCCUGCCCGUGGUUUCUCCCCCAGAGCCACUCUCUCCCCUCUUCUCCCCUUCGCCUCAGCUCGCACAAGGCCCACAGAGCCGGCCGCUCCUCCAGCGUCCCCUGCAGCGUCCCCCUGGACCCCAAGGAGCUCUCGCGGCAGGUGCGGCGCUCUGUGGACCUGGAGCUCGAGAGGUGCCGGCAGCAAGCAGGCUUCCCAGUGAUGGAGGAGCAGAAGGGGGAGCCCCUGCUCUUCUCAUCAGAAGCAGACUCAGAGGCUGGGGAGCUGCUGCAGCCCACUCAGGAGGAGUGGAGGCAGGUUGUAGACAUACUGUGGAGUGAUCCCAUGGUCCAGGAGGGCUGCAAGGCCAACACUGUUCGAGGAGGAGGCUGCUAUUUUGGGCCUAACGUGACAGAACAGUUGCUACAGAAGUACAACCUGCAGUUCCUGAUCCGCUCACACGAGUGCAAAGCUGAAGGCUAUGAAUUCUGCCACAGCCGCAAGGUGUUAACCAUCUUUUCUGCCUCCAACUACUAUGAAGUUGGCAGUAACCGAGGGGCCUAUGUCAAACUGGGGCCGGACCUGACCCCGCACAUUGUGCAGUAUCAAGCUAACGAGGCGACCCACACGCUAACUAUGAGGCAAAGGAUUAGCAGAGUAGAGGAGUCAGCUCUGAGAUCUCUGCGGGAAAAGUUAUUUGCUCAUUCCUCAGAUCUUCUUGGUGAAUUUAAGAAGCAUGAUAAGGAUAAAACUGGUUUGAUCCCCCUGAGUGACUGGGCAGCUGCCGUGGAGUCUGUGUUGCAUCUGGGACUGCCAUGGCGGAUGUUGAGGCCGCAGCUGGUGAACAGCUCAACAGAUAACGUGCUGGAGUACAAGUCCUGGCUGGAGGACUUGGCCAAAGAACAACCGAGCCAUGAGAACAUACAGUCAAGUUUGCUGGAAACACUGUAUCGAAACCGAUCCAACCUGGAGACCAUUUUUAGGAUCAUAGACAGUGAUCACUCAGGGUUCAUCUCACUGGAUGAAUUCAGGCAGACUUGGAAGCUGUUCAGCUCUCAUAUGAAGAUUGACAUCACAGACGACUGUAUCUGUGACCUUGCUCGGAGCAUUGACUUCAACAAGGAUGGCCACAUCGACAUCAAUGAGUUCCUGGAGGCCUUCCGCCUUGUGGAGCAAUCCUGCUCAGAGGGCAAUGCCUCAGAUUACCCACAAGCCACAGACACUAACAGUGGCUACAGCAGGCCAGAUGCACACUAAGGACAGCCUGGUCUCCAUCGUCCAAGGUGCCU